AUGGCCACAUCGAAGGACGGCAUGGCCUAUGCGUCGGCUGUCGUAGUCUCUAUCACGCCCAAACAGCCGUCGUUUUUUGCGGGCGAGACGUUUGAAUGCACCAUUACCUUUACCAAUACCCAUCCCCCUAUCCGGGCCGCAGAGCAUCGUCGCUCUCUGUCGGCAUCACCGCAAAUGCGCAGGGUGGCCUCGGACGUAGGCUCUAUGCAUGCGUCAUCUUCAUCGGCCAUUACCAUCACGCCAGCCUCGCCAGUGGAGACGUGGCCAUCGUCCGGGACGGAACCACCGUCACGCCUCGGACUUCUUGGACCCAGGACACAACAUGAACGUGCUGGUACGCCUUCACGACGACGAACCACGUUUGCCUCUCGGAGAGAGGCUCCUAGGCCUGAGCGUGGUGCCAAAGCUGUGCCUUCGUCGCAUCCCCAUGCCCGGCAAAAAUCCGUGGUAGCAUACCAAGUGGAAGAUUUGAGUCAGGCGUUUGGGCUCUUGCAAGCCCAGGAGCGUCCGAUACCGAAAGAGAUACCUACGUCGCCGUACCCAGAUCCCUAUGCUACCCACAACAAGGUCAUGGACGCUGCGCUACGUGAGUCUGUGGCCAGCUGGGCCAACGAUGCGCAGCUGUUGGAACAUACCUCGCAAAGUCCGCUCUUUCCAUCGCGCGAUACCCUUCCGCCGGGCCACGAAAAGUUGCUUUGGGCCUUUGCUCAGAUCGGCGGCACGAUGGAAGUGGAGCGAGGGAUUGUACGGCCAGCGGACUUUGACCAACUACGCAUGCGCUUAGCGCGUGGCGAGAUGCCCAGCCCUAUGACCACAGCCUCGCCGUCGCCAUCGCCGUCGCCAGCCCAGUCGCCCGCUACGCCUCGUACGCUGGGUGGUGGUGAGUUGGGCUACGAUGCCGAAUACGAGGCAGGGACCAUUGACAUCGAGACGGGCGCGCCGACGGCCACAGCUACGCAUGAUCUGCGUGCGUCGCACGUCCCUGCGAUCUCUACGAUUGCUGCGCUGCUAUUCCGACCUAUGCAGCCAACACGCUCGCCACAUACACCGCGUCAUUGGCGCACAGGCUCCACGUUGUCCGAUAUCCAAACGCGGGCCCUGCUGAGCCCGACGUUGCCGACGUAUUCGGCACCGCCGACGAUGCUGGAUGUGGAUGUAGAGCUGGCGCCAGGCGAGAGUCGGUCGUAUACCUUUUCUCUACGGCUCCCGGCCGAUCUUCCGCCCUCGUUCCAUGGCCAUGCGGUGCACUUUGACUACUACCUUACUAUUGGAACCAACCGAGUCGACCCACGAGUGCGCGGAAUGCAAGAAUCACGGCUCUUGCAUAUACCUAUCCGCGUAUACAAUCACGUUGUACCAGGUGCUGGCCCUCUUGCCUGCUUUGAUCUGCUCAACCCCGUUGUGGCCUCGCAGUCGGAAGGCCACGUCGAGGUGCAGAGUGCCGUAUCUGCAAAGCAGCCCGAUGCAGAUGACCACGAGGAACGUACGCGCCUCUCGUCGUGGGCGCAGGAACUGGUACAUGGUCAUGUGCAUGCACAUCGCACAGACACCGCAGCGCCGCUUUCGUCCAUGGACGCCAUCAACGACCUCGCACAGCGCGCCAGCAAAGUCACCUACGACAUCGCGAAAGAUGGCCACGUGGCCGCGCUUCUUACCCUCGCACGGGCCAAGUACAAAGUGGGCGAUAGCGUCCAAGUGCUGCUCCGCAUGAACGAGCCAGGGGCGACGGUGCGUAUUGUCCGUGUAGCCGCCUCGCUAGAGUCGCAUGAAGAGGUGGAUGCGUCCAUGGCGCUUCUUCCCCCGGGCCGUACGCAGACCAUGACGCGCCAAGUCUAUGCCACUCAACACGAGGCCACGCUCGAUACGCGGCAGACGUGCCUCUGGCUCCCGAUCCCCAGUGGCGCAACGCCGGAAUUUUCGACCAGCGGCAUUCGGCAUCGCUGGUCGGUCCGCAUCUCGCUCCUGACGCAGAUGGCCGACGAUGGCACCUCCAAGGUAGCGCCACCGCCUCAUCUCAUGUCGGACACACAGGCGUUUGCGGCCUUCCAGACAUCGUUGCACGACGUGCCGGUGCUGUGUGGACGCCAAGGUACCACAACAUCACGCUUGGAAAUCGUCGAAUGCUCCGUCCCUGUGAUGGUCCUGCCUCAUCGAUCGCAGCGCAAGACAGAUCCUGUGUUGUUGUAUGCAUAG
This is a messenger RNA of Malassezia pachydermatis, 2193 nucleotides long. RefSeq lists its product as hypothetical. The record is from RefSeq and is a predicted model, not a curated record. Gene Ontology annotation, cellular component: Golgi membrane; Ric1-Rgp1 guanyl-nucleotide exchange factor complex. Gene Ontology annotation, biological process: retrograde transport, endosome to Golgi. The transcript has a single exon. Bases 1 to 2193 code for a protein of 730 amino acids. NCBI's taxonomy places the organism in Eukaryota, Fungi, Basidiomycota, Malasseziomycetes, Malasseziales, Malasseziaceae.